Cuscuta europaea is the source of this 716-nucleotide messenger RNA. NCBI's taxonomy places the organism in Eukaryota, Viridiplantae, Streptophyta, Magnoliopsida, Solanales, Convolvulaceae. The record is from the annotation of a GenBank genome assembly.
GGAUUGUGGAUUUGCAAAUCGGUGUCAAUUUUUAGCUCCAUUCAGAGGUACUCGGUAUCAUCUAAAGGAUUUUGGUGGUGAAGGAAAUCACCCUGUUAAUGCGGUUGAACUAUUCAAUCUUCGUCAUGCUUCUUUAAGGAAUGUGAUUGAACGGAUAUUUGGAAUAUUCAAGUCACGCUUCACAAUCUUCAAAACAGCACCUCCUUUCUCUUAUAAAACACAAGCAGAAUUAGUUUUGGCAUGUGCAGGAGUACAUAAUUUUCUUCGACGUGAAUGUCGUUCUGAUGAAUUUCCUCCGGAUCCAGAAGAAGACCCACCUAGCGAUGAUGAGGACAAUCUUGAAUGGGAUGAUUUUCAGACACAAGAUCAACAGAGGGAAAAGGCCAAUGAAUGGAGGAUGAAUCUUGCUACUCAAAUGUGGGCAGCCGCAGAAAAUGAAUAAUUUUGAUCCAUAGUUCAGUAGCACAAGACGUUUGUUCCCAUUUUGUGUGUUGAUGACUUUAUUUUUUUUGUUCUUAUAUUUUUUAAUGCUUAUGCUUCACCUCAUUCGGAAUAGAGAACAUUAGCUAUUAUAUUUGUCAUAUUUUCUAUGCAGCGAUUCUUAUUUAUUAAAGUUUGGUCUAGUUGGAUAUGGUCUUAAAUAAGUCCAAGUAAAAGUCUAUGGAUUUAUUGAAAUCCAUAGAAGUCAUUCAUUUAAAAGUCAUUCAUUUUAAAAG